Messenger RNA from Lucilia cuprina (Australian sheep blowfly), 1859 nucleotides. It is a transcript of the gene Dus1, whose product is annotated as tRNA-dihydrouridine(16/17) synthase [NAD(P)(+)]-like. The record is from RefSeq and is a predicted model, not a curated record. The transcript has a single exon. Bases 100 to 1635 code for a protein of 511 amino acids. Lineage: Eukaryota; Metazoa; Arthropoda; Insecta; Diptera; Calliphoridae. Gene Ontology annotation, biological process: tRNA processing. Gene Ontology annotation, molecular function: tRNA dihydrouridine synthase activity; flavin adenine dinucleotide binding.
UAUUUUUAUUUAUAGUGAAGAAACUUGCAACAAUUUUUAUAUUUUUCCUAAAAAAACGAAAUUAAAACAAAUUUUAUUUUCAUUUAACUAAAACAAAACAUGUUGGACGAUAGUGAGCAACUGAAUAGUGAUAUGAAACCAAAAUAUGAAAAAUUAGGCGGUUAUGAUUUCUAUCACAAAGUUUUGCAUUCACCCAAAUUUGUUGUGGCACCAAUGGUGGAUCAAAGUGAGCUUGCUUGGCGUAUGUUAUGUCGCAAAUACAAAGCUGAAUUAUGCUAUUCACCAAUGUUCCACAGCAAUCUCUUUGCCAAUGAUCCCAAAUAUCGUAAAGAUGCUUUGCAAACUUGUGCCGAAGAUCGCCCCCUGAUAAUACAAUUUUGUGGUAAUGAUGCCAAAACACUUUUGGAGGCAGCUGUAUUGGCACAAGACCACUGCGAUGCGGUUGAUAUAAAUUUGGGAUGUCCUCAGGCUAUAGCACGACGUGGUCAUUAUGGUUCAUUUUUGCAGGAUGAAUGGCCACUUUUGGAGGAAAUUGUUAGAACGUUACAUGUAAAUCUAAAAGUGCCGGUAACCUGUAAAAUACGCAUAUUUGAAGAUCGUGAUAAAACUAUACGUUAUGCUCAAAUGUUGGAAAAAGCAGGAUGUCAAUUAUUGACUGUGCAUGGUAGGACUAGAGAGCAAAAAGGUCCUCUAACUGGAAUAGCAGAUUGGAGUUAUAUACGGGAGGUGCGUCAGCAUAUAAAAAUACCUAUGUUUGCUAAUGGCAAUAUUCUAUGUUUGGAAGAUAUAAAAAGAUGCCUGCAAGAGACUGGUGUUGAUGGUGUUAUGACAGCUGAAGGUAAUUUACACAACCCCGCUUUGUUUUGUGGUAUUUCACCUAAAACCUGGGAAAUGGCUGAGUAUUAUCUAAACUAUGUGGAAAAAUAUCCCUGUCCUAUUUCCUACAUUAGAGGUCAUAUGUUUAAGAUUUUCCAUCAUAUCAUGAAUCUUAAGCCGAACAGUGAACUUAGAGAAGAGUUGGCUGUGGCCAAUGAUUUGCAAAAGUUUCGUGAUGUUGUGCAAAAGAUUCAAACAAAAUAUGAACCAUAUCAUGAGGGUCGCGAGGUGUACGAAAUGGAAGAAGUGGAUCCUAGUGUAAUGCAACAGCCAUUGGGUUCUAAUUUGGCUUUACCUCCAUGGUUGUGUCAGCCUUAUAUAAGAGUGCCUCCAGAAAUGCAUAAACAAAUUAUCGCUGAAAAAGUACGCUUAGCUGAAGAUCCCAAUCGGGAGAAACGCCAUUAUUUUGACAAUGAUGGACAGGAGAUUUCACGUAAACGUAUGAAGAAACUAAGAAGACGUAUGCGUCGUCCUAAUAAACCAGAGGGCAAACAUGAACGUAAUUUAGAGAACUGCGACCAAUGCAACAAUCCAAUGGGUUUUAAGUGUGAAUUUCGUCUCUGCCGUAUUUGUUGUCGUGAAAAAUGUUAUACAGAAGAUAAUGAUUGUCCCGGUCAUGGCAUACUCAUAAAAUCUAGACGUGCAAAGGCGAAACUAUUUGAGGAAUCUUCUAAAAAUGAUUCUGGUGUAGCUGAUGAAGCCGAUGAGUCGGGAGAAAGUUUAAAGGAACAAGUUGUUGUUAAUGCGGAUGUUAGUUAGUAGUAGGUGAUUUCCAAGUGUUUAAAAUUUAGUUAAUUUCGUAAAUCAAAACACUUUAUUUUAAUGAUACAAGUGUGUAUAAUUUUAUGUUGCAGUCAUUAAAUUGUAACAAAAUUAUUUUAUGUAAAUACAUUAACUUGUUAAAAAUGUAUUUCAACCUAGUUAAAAAUGUAAGGAAGUUAUUGUAAAGAGUAAACAAGGAUAUAAAUAAAUUUAACAAAAAA